UAUGAGACACUACGAGUCCUUUCAUGAUUCCAAAUGUGCCAGUACGUCAUCGCCGCAUUUGACAGUUGCUUAAAACUCUCGGCACCAAUUCACCGCCUGCCGCUAUUUUACGACAAGACGCAACAAGAUGCUUUCAUGGCCACUUCAUAAAAUUCCUCAUUUCUCAGCUUGCAGUUGUAUGGGCAGCGAACACAUUUAUCCUGCAUCGUAUAUCCCGCCCCGCCUUGUAAUUGUAAGCCGCAUGAUCUGCAAAGACGAACAACUGGAGACCCCAGAAACGACAAAGGGGGAGGUGUUGUGUGCGACGGAUUUCACGGGCUUUAACGGAAUAUAAGAAUUUUGACUCCUGAUCAUUCAAAUAGUUCAUUGUUGAUUCGAGGCCAUGAACCGUGAAACCCGACAUAACUACUACGAUUCCUGUUCUUUUGGAAAGGAUGAGUCCUCCUAGACUCCCUUACCCGAGUUACGCCCCGAGAUACCCCCCUCAUCAGCUGAACGCCGGGGACGGACUUGGGCCCCAUCUGGCUGACUUAUAGAUAGAUACAUAGCCUGACUAAAUCGACGGUCCUGGUUGGAUUCGAAUAAUACAACUGCCAUCAAGUUAUCUGCAUACAAACUGGCGACUUUGAUCCAACAUGGCAGGCGCACUCGGCAACUUAAUCAACAAGAAAGCUUUGGCGAACACUCCUAAAGAGGUGUUCAACCUCUACGUAUUUUUUAUCGCCUUUGCCCUCUCCUUCAGUGGUGGUCUUCAUGGGGCUAACACCAGUAACAUAUCUGGCAUUUUGGCUAUGCCAGACUUCAUUGCUACUUUUAACUUGAAACAUUAUUCGGCUUCUGCUGCGAGUGACAUCAAGGGUUGGAUUACCAGUGUCAUUGUCCUCGGUGGUCUCAUUGGUGCCUUGACCUCUAGUCCAUUCAAUGACAGACUCGGUCGGCGAUGGACAUUGUUCCUUAACGCUCUUAUCUAUUCUGUCGGCACCAUUGUUCAGCUUGUGGCUUCUGGCAACAUCAAGCAGGUCAUUGGGGGGCGAGCCAUGCAAGGCUUCGCUUCUGGUGCUGGUACAGUCACCGGUACCCUUUUUUUAGCCGAAAUCGCUCCAAAGGCAAUCCGAGGAGUGCUAGGUGCCUUUUUCUCUUUCAACAUCAUGCUUGGUGUUUCUCUUGGUUACUGGGUUAAUUAUAUUGCCAUCCUCCACAUAUCUCCCAGCUCCCACUGGCAGUGGCGAAUGCCCGUUCUCUUUCAACUCUACCCUGGUAUAAUUCUCCUAUCUGCCCUUCCAUUAUUGCCCGAAUCUCCUCGAUGGCUCAUCCUCAGGGGAAAGAACGAUCAAGCCCUUCGUGCUCUGACCAGAAUCCGGCGUCUUCCUGAAGAUCAUCCCUAUGUACAAGAUGAAUACAAGGAAAUCGCUUCUUCUGUCAGCGCCGAGAUCGAAAUUGCUCAUUCUAGCUCCUGGCUUGGUCUCUUCCGAGAACUCAAGAAUGACCGGACCCUCCUCCGACGAUUCGUUCUUGUAAUGAUUGUUCAAAUUGGUUUCAACUUCUCUGGAGGUAACUCGAUCACCUAUUAUCAAACUUCUAUCCUCUCCACCAUCAACGUCACGACCACCGACGGGGCUUACCUCUUUUCUGGUAUCUACGGUCUCAUGAAGGUACUCGCCGUCCUCGUAUACGCCUUCUUGCUCUCGGAGCGAUUUGGUCGGAGAAAAAUGCUACUCAUCGGUGCGACCAUCAACAUCCUCUGUGUACUAUGGAUUGCUAUCUACCUCGGUGCUCUAGCCGGUCACAACAAGGCCGCUGGAUGGGUUGCCAUCGCUGCCGUUUGCCUCUUCGCCAUCGGCUAUGGUAUUGGCUGGGCACCUGUAGCUUUCGGUCUAAAUGGGGAAGUUUUUCCCAACAGAAUUAGGGCCAAAAUCAUGUCCCUCACUAUUGGCAUGCAAUACCUUGCCAACUUCUGUCUCACGAGAUUCUUCCCGAACAUGAUUGCCAACAUUGGCUCUUUCGGUCCCUUUGCUAUAUUCGCUUGCGUCUCCGCCCUCAUCUGGGUCUACGUCUUUGUCGCCUUGCCCGAGACUAAGGGCUUAUCGAUCGAGCAGAUGAGCUCCCUUUUCGGCGGCCAUUGGUUCCAGAACGGAUUUAAGAAGGCGGACGGUAAGGUACCCGAGCCCGAGAAUGUCACACCAACCGAGUACGAUGGGGCCGAAGAGGCAGAAAAAGAAUACAGCCAUGUCGAGAAAAUUAAUACUGUAUAAAAGUCUGCUAAUUGUUUCUCAUAAGUAGAAACGAUGUUUCCUAUGAUUAGGAAGGCAUGCCAAGGCUUUGAAAAUGUAUGAUAUUACGAUCGGUACCAAGCGUAGGAUCGGAAAAAAAAUUGUUUUGUUAGCAUUGUUGUUAUUUUAUAUGACAUGCCAUAUCGUGUAUGCCAACUGCACUUGAUGCAUAAUUGUACUGGG
This is a messenger RNA of Cryptococcus deneoformans JEC21, 2453 nucleotides long. Its product is annotated as hexose transport-related protein, putative. Gene Ontology annotation, biological process: transmembrane transport; carbohydrate transport. NCBI's taxonomy places the organism in Eukaryota, Fungi, Basidiomycota, Tremellomycetes, Tremellales, Cryptococcaceae. The coding region runs from base 636 to 2252 and encodes 538 amino acids. The record is from RefSeq and is a predicted model, not a curated record. Gene Ontology annotation, molecular function: carbohydrate:proton symporter activity. Gene Ontology annotation, cellular component: membrane. The transcript has 5 exons.